AUGCUGCCCUGGGUGCCACGGGCGCUGCUCGGCUUGCUUCUGCCCACGCUGCUGGCACCACAGGGAGAAGCCAAGCACAGGGGGGACCCCCAGCCCCCCAACGCCUCCAGGCCGGCUCUGCUGCGGCUGUCAGAUCACCUGCUGGCCAACUACAAGAAGGGCGUGCGGCCCGUGCGGGACUGGAGGACACCGACCACCGUGUCCAUCGAUGUCAUUGUCUAUGCCAUCCUCAGCGUGGAUGAGAAGAAUCAGGUCCUGACCACCUACAUCUGGUAUCGGCAGUACUGGACCGAUGAGUUUCUCCAGUGGAACCCGGAGGACUUUGACAACAUCACCAAACUGUCCAUCCCCACAGACAGCAUCUGGGUCCCAGACAUCCUUAUCAAUGAGUUUGUGGACGUGGGGAAGUCUCCAAACAUCCCGUAUGUCUAUGUCCGGCAUCACGGCGAAGUCCAGAACUACAAGCCCCUCCAGGUGAUGACCGCCUGUACCCUGGACAUCUACAACUUCCCCUUCGACGUACAGAACUGCUCGCUGACCUUCACCAGCUGGCUGCACACCAUCCAGGACAUCAACAUCUCUCUGUGGCGCCUGCCUGAAAAGGUGAAGUUCGACAGGAGCGUCUUCAUGAACCAGGGCGAGUGGGAGCUGCUGGGGGUGCUGACCCAGUUUCAGGAGUUCAGCAUAGAAAGCAGUGACAGCUACGCAGAGAUGAAGUUCUAUGUGGUCAUCCGCCGACGGCCCCUCUUCUAUGCGGUCAGCCUGCUUCUGCCCAGUAUCUUCCUCAUGGUGGUGGACAUCGUGGGCUUCUACCUGCCUCCGGACAGCGGUGAGAGAGUUUCCUUCAAGAUCACACUCCUCCUGGGGUACUCGGUCUUCCUGAUCAUCGUGUCCGACACGCUGCCCGCCACGGCCAUUGGCACGCCGCUCAUCGGUGUCUACUUCGUCGUGUGCAUGGCCCUCCUGGUGAUCAGCUUGGCCGAGACGAUCCUCAUCGUGCGGCUGGUACACAAACAGGACCUGCAGCAGCCAGUGCCCGCCUGGCUGCGCCACCUGGUUCUUGAGAGAGUCACCCUGCUCCUCUGCCUAGGGGAGCAGUCAAUGGCCCGGAGGCCCGCAGCCACCUCCCAAGCCACCAAGACCGAUGACUGCUCAGACAUGGGAAACCACUGCAGCCAUCUGGGGGGACCCCGGGACUUGGAGAAGACCCCGAGGGGCAGAGGCAGCCCUCCCCCACCGCCUCGGGAGGCCUCCCUGGCGGUGCGCGGGCUGCUGCAGGAGCUAACCUCGAUCCGGCACUUCCUGGAAAAGCGGGAGGGGAGCCGAGAGGUGGCCCGGGACUGGCUGCGUGUGGGCUCCGUGCUGGACCGGCUGCUCUUCCGCAUAUACCUGCUGGCGGUGCUGGCCUACAGCGUCACCCUGGUCACACUCUGGUCCAUUUGGCAGUAUUCCUGA
Budorcas taxicolor (takin) is the source of this 1455-nucleotide messenger RNA. It is a transcript of the gene HTR3A, whose product is annotated as 5-hydroxytryptamine receptor 3A. The record is from RefSeq and is a predicted model, not a curated record. Gene Ontology annotation, molecular function: transmembrane signaling receptor activity; neurotransmitter receptor activity; extracellular ligand-gated monoatomic ion channel activity. Bases 1 to 1455 code for a protein of 484 amino acids. The transcript is spliced from 9 exons. Gene Ontology annotation, biological process: signal transduction; nervous system process; chemical synaptic transmission. Lineage: Eukaryota; Metazoa; Chordata; Mammalia; Artiodactyla; Bovidae. Gene Ontology annotation, cellular component: synapse; neuron projection; postsynaptic membrane.